AUGACCGAAAACGCUAUUUUAAUAAAACAAGGAGCUGAAGCUCGAGUAUACACUACACCUUUCUUGACUAAAAAAGCCAUUAUUAAAGAAAGGUUUGGAAAAGCUUAUCGUCAUCCUAUUCUUGAUAAGAAACUUACAGCUAGAAGAAUUACUCAGGCAAGAGUGGAUACUCCUGUGUUAUAUUUUGUGGAUAUGGAAAAUAAUAAAAUAUAUAUGGAAUUUAUUGAAGGAAAAGUUGUUAAAGAUUUAAUAUUAGAAAAUAAAGAAAUUAAGAAAGCAGAAAAAAUUGGAAUAGCAAUAGCAAGAAUGCAUUCAGUUGAUGUUAUUCAUGGAGAUUUAACUACUUCAAAUCUUUUAUUGAGAGAUUCUAAUAAAUCUUUGGUGGUUAUUGAUUUUGGAUUAAGUUAUAUAUCAUCAUUACCAGAAGAUAAAGCUGUGGAUUUAUAUGUAUUGGAAAGAGCUUUUUUAAGUACACAUCCAAAUUUUGAAAAUAUGUUUGCAGAAAUUUUAGAAGCUUAUGCUAAAAAUUAUAAAGCUUCCAAAGAAAUUUUAGCAAAAUUUGCAGAUGUUCGUCUACGAGGACGUAAAAGAAAUAUGGUUGGAUAA
Diversispora eburnea is the source of this 606-nucleotide messenger RNA. Lineage: Eukaryota; Fungi; Glomeromycota; Glomeromycetes; Diversisporales; Diversisporaceae. The record is from the annotation of a GenBank genome assembly.